Anarrhichthys ocellatus (wolf-eel) is the source of this 453-nucleotide messenger RNA. Its product is annotated as retinal cone rhodopsin-sensitive cGMP 3',5'-cyclic phosphodiesterase subunit gamma-like. Gene Ontology annotation, cellular component: photoreceptor outer segment membrane. The transcript is spliced from 2 exons. Gene Ontology annotation, biological process: positive regulation of G protein-coupled receptor signaling pathway; visual perception; positive regulation of epidermal growth factor receptor signaling pathway. The record is from RefSeq and is a predicted model, not a curated record. The coding region runs from base 4 to 231 and encodes 75 amino acids. Gene Ontology annotation, molecular function: cGMP binding; 3',5'-cyclic-nucleotide phosphodiesterase activity. Lineage: Eukaryota; Metazoa; Chordata; Actinopteri; Perciformes; Anarhichadidae.
AAGAUGGCAGACGCAGGUGUUGCUGCUUCCGCCGACAAGAAGGGACCUCCCAAGUUCAAGCAGAGGACUACUCGUACCUUCAAGAGCAAGGCGCCUAAACCCGGCCAGAAGGGAUUCGGAGACGACAUCCCGGGCAUGGAGGGCCUGGGCACAGACAUCACAGUGGUUUGCCCAUGGGAAGCCUUCGGGGACAUGGAGCUCAGCGACCUGGCCAAAUACGGAAUUGUCUAAAGAAAACCUGCAGCAUUUUCACCACAACUAUUUUACCUUCCUGCACCGAUUUUGGCCCGGUCCUCCCCUCUCGCCCUGCUCUCCUUCCCCUACCAACAUACCUGACCUGAUGUCUGUUGUUGUGUUAGGUCCACGUAGGCGUUGUGAAACAUGCCCAAAGCUGAUCGAAAAUGUGGCAAAAUUGUCAAAAAAAAUUUAAAAAAAGUUCGACAUCACAAUUAU